Messenger RNA from Pimephales promelas (fathead minnow), 1062 nucleotides. The record is from RefSeq and is a predicted model, not a curated record. Lineage: Eukaryota; Metazoa; Chordata; Actinopteri; Cypriniformes; Leuciscidae.
AUGGGUCGUGGCUGGGUCUUCCAACAUGAUAAUGACCCAAAGCACACAGCCAGGAUAACCAAGGAGUGUCUCUGUAAGAAGCAUAUCAAGGUUCUGGCGUGGCCUACUAGCCAGUCUCCAGACCUAAACCCAAUAGAGAAUCUUUGGAGGGAGCUCAAACUCUGUGUUUCUCAGCGUCAGCCCAGAAACCUGACUGAUCUAGAGAAGAUCUGUGUGAAGGAGUGGGCCAAAAUCCCUCCUGCAUUUGGGUUUGCCAUUUCUGGGGAUUUUGCAAAAGUAGCGUUGCAGCUUAACAGACUGUCUGGCUGUAUGGUGACAGAGGAAGGCUGUCGUUAUGUGUCUUCAGCUCUGAGUUCAAACCCCUCACACCUGAGAGAGCUGGAUCUGAGCUAUAAUCACCCUGGAGAAUCAGGACUUAAGCUACUGUCAGAUAUACAGAACCAUCAAAACUAUGCACUGAACAAACUCAAUGUGGAUCAUAAAGGAGAUUUCAGGAUUACAGCAGGACUACAUAAAUAUGCCUGUAAUCUCACACUGGAUUCAAACACGGCAAACACUCAUCUAAUUCUGUCUGAUGAAAACAGAAAGGUGACAUAUGUGGAAAAAAAACAGUUAUACCCUGAUCUGCCAGAAAGAUUUGAUGGGUGGCCUCAGGUUCUGUGUAGAGAGAGUCUGAAUGGACGCUGUUACUGGGAGGCUGAAUGGAACGGAUAUGCUGUUAUAGCAGUGACAUAUAAAGGAAUCAGCAGGAAAGGAUGGAAUGAAUUCUCUGAGUUUGGAUAUAAUAGAAACAAUAGAAACUCUUGGAGUCUGAUCUGUUCUGACUCUUUCACUGCCUGUCAUGAUAAUAAGGAAACUGUCAUUCGUGUCCCUUCAUGCCCCUCUAAGAGAAUUGGAGUGCAUGUGGACUGGCCGGCCGGCACUCUGUCCUUCUACAUGGUCUCUGGAACACACAGGCUCACACACUUGCACACAUUCACCUCUAUAUUCAUGGAGUCUCUUUAUGCUGGAUUUGGAGUUUAUCGUUCGAACUCCUCAGUAUCUCUUUGCACAAACACCUGA